This is a messenger RNA of Danio rerio (zebrafish), 983 nucleotides long. It is a transcript of the gene wdr77, whose product is annotated as WD repeat domain 77. Gene Ontology annotation, cellular component: cytoplasm. The record is from RefSeq and is marked provisional. NCBI's taxonomy places the organism in Eukaryota, Metazoa, Chordata, Actinopteri, Cypriniformes, Danionidae.
CAUUCAUAGCGGGAGUUUGCAGGAGAUCAGUGUGAUAUUAAUAAUUAUUAAAGCUAAUCAGCGCUCAUAAUGCUUAAAGAAAACCCCUGGAAUAUUCCGGUGACCGCUCCGGCGUGUAUGGAUAAACACCUGGACGCCAUCGACUACAGGAAAGAUGGUGUGCUGCUGCUGGCCGCCUCCAGUCUGUCGGGCCGCUGUUGGCAGGGCUCGCUCUGGAUCUACAGUGACCCCAAACUGGCCCCCAGUGAGGGCUUCUGCAGGGCGGGGGUCCAGACGGAAGCCGGAGUCAGUGACGUACACUGGAUAUCAGAUCGCGCGCUGCUGCUGGCCUCAGACUCGCAGGACGGACGGCUGCUGCUGUGGGACCAACGCAAAGACAAACCUGCCACUCGCAUCGAUGUGCAGUCCCCCAGCUGCAGCCCCACCGCAGUCGUCUGGCACCCGCAGCACAGCAGCACCAUCGCCUACGGUGAUGAGCUGGGCAGAGUGACAGUGAAGGAUCUGAAGGCUUCAGACGGUGUGAAGACGACACACACACACAGACGGCGGGUCAACAGACUGGCCUACUCUGACGACAGUGCUGCUCUUCUGGCCUCUAUCAGUGACGACUGCUCUGUCGCUGUACACACUGCAGAACUCAGAGAAAUUUUCAGAGACCGGCGGCACCAGGACUUUGUGCGGGGUGUGUGUUGGUCUCCGGGCGGCUCCUCUGCGCUGACCACUGUGGGCUGGGACCACCAGGUGCUGCACCACACACCCGAGCACUAGAGCAUCAUGGGAAAACACCAGCACGCGUCGGAGCAUCUCGGAAAAAUCACACCCGUGAGCACUAGAGCAUCAUGGGUAAUCCAAACAUUGGCAUCAAUCAGGCAUGAGUUCCCCCGUCAUCAUGACGGUUAGCAAACAAACACAUCUAGCAGCAGAGAUUAGCAGGAGCCGCCUCACUCCACAUGUUGAUGUUCAAUAAAGCUUCUGUUUAGUGC